AUGAGUCGCUACGAAGCUAACCCUUUCGCUGAAGAUGAUGUUAAUCCCUUUGCGGGAGGUGGCUCAAGGCUUACACCCCUUCCUCCUGAACCCUAUGAUCGCGGUGCAACGGUUGAUAUACCUCUUGAUAAUUCAAGGAGUUUCAAGAAAAAGGAGAAGGAACUCAAAGCUAAAGAGGCUGAAUUGAGUAGGAAGGAACGGGAAUUAAGGAAGCAAGAAGAGGCCAUAGAAAAAGCUGGUGGAAAAGUUGUUAAAGACAAGAAAAACUUUCCUCCAUUUGCCCCCAUAAUUCAUCAUGACAUUCAAAACGAUGUACCGAUCCACCUACAGAAGAUCAUGUAUGUUGCGUUCAGUACAUUUUUGGGUUUCGCUUUCUGUAUGUUCUGGAGUAUUGUUGCAGCUUCCGUAUAUUGUGUCAAUGGUGGAUGGCUUGGGACUGGUAUAGGCGCUGUCAUUUUGUCUAUCUUCAACUUCAUCAUAGUGUGUCCUCUAGCAUAUUUUCUCUGGUAUCGCCCUCUUUAUCGCGCUAUGAGGACCGAUAGUGCCCUAAGUUUUGCUGGGUUUUUCUUGAGUUACUGCCUCCAUAUUGGAUUUUGCGUCUUUUGUUCAAUUUCUCCUCCAGUUCUCUGGUCGGGAGCAACUAUUGCAGGUAUUAUCCCUGCAGUCGUAUAUGCUCGGAACCUUUUUGUUCAGAUGUUUUACUUCAUAGGAUUUGGGCUGUAUGUCUGCGAAACACUCCUCUGCUUGUGGGUUCUUAAGCAAGUGUACACGUACUUCAGAGGCAGCGGAAAAGGUCCUUCAGAAGCGACGCGUGAGGCUAUGAGGGCAGCAAUUUGA
Messenger RNA from Fragaria vesca subsp. vesca, 837 nucleotides. Its product is annotated as putative secretory carrier-associated membrane protein 1-like. Bases 1 to 837 code for a protein of 278 amino acids. NCBI's taxonomy places the organism in Eukaryota, Viridiplantae, Streptophyta, Magnoliopsida, Rosales, Rosaceae. The transcript has 12 exons. The record is from RefSeq and is a predicted model, not a curated record. Gene Ontology annotation, biological process: protein transport. Gene Ontology annotation, cellular component: trans-Golgi network membrane; recycling endosome membrane.